This is a messenger RNA of Bactrocera neohumeralis, 2081 nucleotides long. Its product is annotated as peptidoglycan-recognition protein LB-like. Gene Ontology annotation, molecular function: N-acetylmuramoyl-L-alanine amidase activity; peptidoglycan binding; zinc ion binding. NCBI's taxonomy places the organism in Eukaryota, Metazoa, Arthropoda, Insecta, Diptera, Tephritidae. The record is from RefSeq and is a predicted model, not a curated record. The transcript is spliced from 3 exons. Gene Ontology annotation, biological process: innate immune response; peptidoglycan catabolic process. Bases 1317 to 1952 code for a protein of 211 amino acids.
UGUCCUGAUUUAAAUGAUAUAGACUUGGACAAUAUUUGGUUCCAACAGAACGGCGCCACAAGCCACACAGCGAAUGUCACAAUCGAUUUAUUGAAAACCAAGUUUGGUGAACGUGUUAUCUCACGAAUGGCUCAAGGUCGUUCAAUUUGACGCCGUUAGACUACUUCCUGUGGGGCUACGUCAAGUCUAUGCCAAAAAGCCAGCGACGAUUGAUAAACUUCGUACGAAUAUUGACCGUGAAAUUGCAGCAGUAUCGGCCGAUUUAUGGUUGAAAACCGUCGAGAAUUGGGUUCAUCGUCUAGAGUUCUGCAAGCGUGUCAGUGGUGACCAUGCAAAAGAAAUCGAGUUCCAUACAAAAUGACAUCGAAUGUACUAUCACAGCGCAUUUAUUGAAAAACCCGUUAUAUGCUAUACGCGUCCGAUAUCAGUGAUUCCGACAAUUGAGCAGUUCUCUGAGAGAAAAAGACCUGUACCAAAUUUCUAAUCGAUCCACAUUAGAAAAUAUAGACAUGGCUAAAUUGACUGAGUUCGUCACGCUGCUCAUUUAGAUAUAAAUUUUAUAAGGUCUCUGCCGUUUUCUUCUAAGUGUUACAAACUUCAUAGCAAAACUAAUAUACCCAAAUACUCGGAAUUUGAUGAAACAUGACAUUAAGUUACAAUCUAAAAAUCGCAGUUUAAAAUUUCGUCCGAGCUAACGGAGAAGAGAGUAAGAAACGUAUACGUAUGUAUUUUGCGAACGUAAUAAAGGGUUUGUAGGAAUAGAUUUCAGUUAAGCGAACUACGUAGACUGCAGAGUAGAUUAGGAAACUUUAAAUUCUCACAGAGCUUGCGUUUUUGGUCAAAAUUUACGCGCUCCAACGCAAACAGCAACAACAUAGAAAAUGCUCGCGUCCAACGUCACAUAUUUCCGAUUCUUCUCUUUACGGUACACAAAAAUGUUUAGCAAGCAUAAAAUUAGCACCAAAUCUGUUUUUGGUCAAUAGCCUAAUUUAUCUUCUAUGUCACAGCGUCUGGUUUCGUGUGCGCAUAGUCAUGGCGAAGCGGUUAAAAAUCUCGCCUAAAAUAUGUUCUAUUUGUUUUACAGCAACAAAUUAUAAACAUGCACUAAUAACAAUAAUAAUGGCUUAGAUGGACGUAUAAAAGCUGACGCAAUUUUCGCACUCAACACAUUUGAGCACCCGACAACGCGGUCAACACUUGGAGCGACUUCGACAAUACUCAAUUCGCUUAUAGCCAAGCGCUUAAAACUGGCCCAAAUAUAUGUAAAUAUAUGAAAGAAAAAAAGCGUACAUACAAAUAUAUUAAGCAGGAAAACAAUGGAAGCCCACCAUGCCGUAUUAAGUGUACUUGUGACCCUUACGUCAAUUUGCCUUCUGAACCCAGAUAUUACUACCUACGCCGCUCCAACAGAGAUCGGCGACAGUCAAUGGAAGUUGAUAGAACGCAGCGGUUGGUGUGCACGUCCGCCAAAGGAUCGAGCAACUUUUGCAGGAGCCGCGCCGUUCAUCAUCAUACACCACUCCUAUAAGCCCGGUAUGGCUCUGUCAGAAUCGGAUUGCCAUCUGGCCAUGCAGCAGAUACAAGACUUUCACAUGGAUGAGCGGCAUUGGUCCGAUAUUGGCUACAGCUAUGCAAUUUGCGGUGAUGGCAAUGUAUACGAGGGCCGCGGUGCCAAUGUGGUCGCAGCUCAUGCGCCUCACUACAACAAUCGCAGCAUUGGACUGCUGCUAAUAGGCGAUUUUACCGAAGCACUGCCACCGUCCAACAUGUUGGAAGUGGCGCUGGAUUUUAUACAGUUCUCUGUGGAUUGCGGCUUUUUGCGUGAGGAUUACAUUUUAUAUGGGCAUCGGCAAGUGCGCAAUGGCACCAUCUGUCCAGGCGAUGCACUGUAUGCCGCGAUACAGAAGUGGCCGCAUUGGCAAGAGGAUGUGGAAGACAUAGCUUACUUGUAGAGUGUGGGUGCGAGCGAACCCAGUGAACAAAGUAAUUGCCGCAGGAUUAAAGUAGCGACCCUUGCAGUAUUAAAAAUAAAAAUAAAAGAGUACAAAUAAAUUGUAAUAUUUUUUAAUGCAAAAAUUAAA